This is a messenger RNA of Mercenaria mercenaria, 5728 nucleotides long. RefSeq names its product PHD finger protein 14-like. NCBI's taxonomy places the organism in Eukaryota, Metazoa, Mollusca, Bivalvia, Venerida, Veneridae. Bases 75 to 2765 code for a protein of 896 amino acids. Gene Ontology annotation, biological process: regulation of transcription by RNA polymerase II. The transcript has 24 exons. The record is from RefSeq and is a predicted model, not a curated record.
AUCAAGCGUCUGCGAACAAAGACCAAAUACAUUGAUUUUUUCCCUUUUUUCUCGUUUUUACAAAGCUUAAGAGAAUGGCAGAUGAUAGUGAUAUCGAUGAAAAUGAUAAAAAUGUUGGAUUUCUUUAUAGAGCUAUGAGAAAUCGAGACCCGGGGAAGCGGCGAGUGAAACCAGUGCAGAAGCACCUGAUACAGGUGAACUUUGGUGGAGAUGACAGCGAGAAUGACAGUGAUUAUCAAGCAAAGAACUCUGAUCUCAGUGAUGAUGAUGAACAGGAGCUAGAGACAGAUGAAGAUAACGGUUGUGAUGGUGAUGAUGACAAUGAUGAUAAAAAGAAGGGUGACAGUGAUAAUGAACCUAUAUCAUCAUCAAAAAGUGAUUUAUCAGAUGAUGAUGAUUGCACUGAUGACAGUAGCGGAGACUCGAGUGAUGAUGAGGGAAGUGAUGAUGAAAGUGAUGGAGGACAGAAGAGAACCUUGUUAGAUGUAAUUAACACUGAUGAUGAUGACGAUGAUGAAGAUUACGUUCCAAGGAAGAAACAGAAACAAAUCGAGAAGCAUGUAGAGAAACAGAGAAUACGAUCACCAGAUCUGGUACCUAGUGACAUACAAGAGGAGUCGCAGUGCUCUCGACCAAUGAAAGUUCUGAUAUGCUGUGUAUGUUUAGGGGAUAUAAGUGAGACAGAUGAUGAGAUUGUUGAAUGUGAUAAUUGUGGUGUGGCCGUACAUGAGGGUUGCUAUGGUAUCAGUGAUAACCAAUCAGCUGCCAGUACAGAAUCUUCCGCCAGUACGGAACCUUGGUUUUGUGAUGCUUGCAAGGCCGGUGUGAAACCUGAUUGUGAGUUGUGUCCGAACGAAGGAGGAAUUUUCAAAGAAACAGAUGCUGGAAAGUGGGUACAUCUUGUGUGUGCCUUGUACACACCUGGAGUUGCGUUUGGAGACGUGGACAAACUAUCACCAGUUACAUUGUUUGAAAUGCCAUACUCUAAGUGGGGACUUAAGGAAUGUUCGCUGUGUGAAGAUUCUAGGUUUAGUAAGACUGGUGUAUGUGUGAGCUGUGAUGCUGGAAUGUGCCGCAGUUUCUUCCAUGUUACAUGUGCACAGAGAAAUGGACUAUUGUCAGAGGCUUCCCCAGAUGAGAACAUCUAUUCUACUGGAAUCAGCAUAUGUGAUAUAGCAGAUCCAUUUUAUGCAUACUGUAAGUUACAUGCAGACAAGAUUACAUCUCGGGCAAAACGUCGGAACUUUCUUGCCAUACAGAGUCAUGUGAGGCAACAUACUGCACAGGGGAUACCAGAUGAGAAGGAAAAGGCAAGAUUUAAAAGAAAAUUGAACAAGCAUAGACAAAGAUACCUCAUAGCAAAGGCUGCCAGACCACCAUCAUGGGUGCCACCACAGAAGAUGGUAAGAUACCUAACGUCCAGUCCCUCUGCAGUGAAGAAAAUGUUACGUAAAGCAGAACUCAUGGGCAUUAUUACACAGUCACAUCAUGUUGUUCACACAGCAGAGAAACAGGAGAGGAAGAAAUCUCACACUGGGCCAGCAUUCUCAGCUGACUAUGUCACUUACUAUCUAGAUCGCAAUGUGAAAAUAGAGAAAUUGAGAGCCGAUUUAAAGGAACUUGAGAAACAAAAUCUGAAGUUGAGGAAACAAGAUAAUGCCCUGAGACAACAGUAUGACAAGUUGCUGAAACAGACAGAAAAACCACAUGAUCCAAACAGUAAACUAAGAAAGAAGGGUGAAGAGCUCUGGUCUAUUCUCAACACACUAGCUGGAAAGCCAAUGCCUUUACCUGAGAUAUUCAGACAGAAGAAAGUGAACAAGUCACCAGCUAGAAAAGAAGUUCUCAAAUCGCCUUCUGCUGUAAUAAACCAAUGUGGCAUAUGCCGGAAAUCACAUGACCAGCACCUGUUAGCCAGGUGUGACAAAUGUAGACUGUGGUAUCACCUGGGAUGUCUCAACCCUCCACUUACUAGAAUGCCAAAGAAAACCAGUAGAUGGGGAUGGCAGUGCUCGGAGUGUGCAGACAGUAGUAGUGAAGAGUCAGAGGAAUCAUCGAGUGUAAAUGUUGAUGCUCCUAGAAGACUGAGAGAGAAAAUUAAAGAACCGGCAAAGUUCUCAAGGGCAAAAGAAGAUAUGGAAUUUCUCUUUCCUAAUAUGCACGGCCGAAGGGACAGAAAAAAGAAAAUGGCUAAAAAAUGUUUGAAAAAGAAACCGCUGAAGCAGAAGGAAACAUCAGAGGACGGACAGACGGAGAGUCAUAAACAAAAACCUGAGGAGGCCAGUGUUAGCGGACCACCAUCCCCGGCAGAGAUUGUGAUCAGUGAUGACAGCUCAAUGGAAGUGGAAAUCAAAAUUGUUGAGGAAACGACCCCCAUUCAUAGACAGCUGACAUCAUUUCAUGAAGUGUCCAGGAAAGGUCGGAAGAUUAUUAAGAAGAGACAUUAUGAUGAGGAGGAGGAUGACAGCGAUACUUCCCCUAAACAGUCAGCAACGGGGAGAAAGGUGACACCAGAUAAAGAUGGAGUGAAAAAAGUGCCGUCAAAGCCCCCGCCACAUCAGCCGACCCAGUGUGUCACGUGUUCGGAGACAGGAAGCAGGAAAACAAUGGUGCAAUGUGACAGCUGUGAGCAGUGGUAUCAUUUAAAAUGUCUGGACCCACCGUGUACAAGGACCCCAAAACAGCGAGGGUAUACCUGGAUCUGUGAAGCCUGUGAUGUAUCAGAAGAUUCUGAUGAUGAUGAUAAUGGUGAAGAGAAAACUUGAAGUCAACUUUCAUCAGACAUUAUGAAGGAAGCUCUGACAUCACAGUCUGAUGCAGCUGGCCUAGGACAGUGACAUUUUAUUAGAAGUACCAUUAUGUGUUCAUACUGUAUCAACAUUUUGCAAGCUUAAAUUACAUGUGAUAUCCUGCAAUUGUUGUUGUUUUUAUUUUGUAUUUAUAUUUUUAUAUAAGUGGCUAGCUCAUGGUUAGUGCUGUCAAGUUGUCUAUAUUCAACAUGUGGGGUUGACAAGUCAAAAAUUUGAGAAAUCGGUGAGAACUAGUUUUGAGGUCAUGCAAUAUGGCUGGCUGCUAUUGACCCUCAGGCAAUAGUUCUGACUAUCGACUAGCAAGCCAUUCAGUAAGUGUAUACUAUGAUGGCUGUUCAAAAAUAACGUAGACUUUUGCUGUCAAAUGUCCAUAUUGUAUAAAUAGCAAUGUGAAAUAUAUCAUUGUAAUUCGCAAUUUUUAUAUAAUUUGGUCAUACAUUUUUUGUAACAUUUUUGCUGAUAGACGAAGCGCGUCAAACGUUUUUAUUACCAUAGCUACGCAUAACCAGCACAGUCGCUUUUUGAUCUGUCGUGACUUGAAUUCGAUCGCUAAUACUUGCAUUAAUAGUAUACCUGUUUCCCACAAAAUAUGUCAAACUGCAGCAACACGUCUGGGCGACAUGCACCUAGAGUAUGGCGUCAUUCAGACAUAGGAGGCGAAAGAAUACAACGUUUAAACUAAGUGAGUAUUACUGUUUAUUAUGCAUGUAAUGUCGUCAUCGGUUUGCAUAGAUACCGGGUAAUAAGACAGUUGCUUAGUUAUUGAGAAAUUUUGGCAAACAGCAACUGAAAUUCAUAAACUAAUGAAGCAGACGCCAUAACCAUGUUCAGUCAUCUGUGUCUUAAUCUUCAAGUGGUACAAACGAUUCUCAAAUGGUCCAAAAUUGCUUAAAGACAGCCAAGAUAAAGGGAGAAAACGGAAAAUCUGUGAAUGGACGUUAACGCGAAUGUGUGACGCCGUAGAUAAAGACCAAGUACUCACGUUAAGUACCCUGUCCGAGAUGCAUGGCAUAAGUGUUCAUACAUGUUUAGUAUUCUAACCAAACAACUUAUUAUGACGAGUAUUUGCUCAUGAAAAUUUAUAAAGAAAUUUACAAAUAUGAAUUAAUGCAAACUUAAUAAAAGCAUCACAAUGAAGGCACGACGUCGUUAACGUUGUUGAAAUAUAAUCGCCGUGCACCGGGUUUGUGCAAGUGACUGUUUUUAAAGAGGCAUAACUCUUGAUUGCAUGGUCAUAAUCACGUCAAAUUUGCAGUGCAGUUAGUAGAAAGAUUUCAAAUUAUGAUGGUAUAUUUCUUGUCUUGCUUCAUUAAAGUAUAUAAAAGCUAGAGAAAAAGUCUAUGUUAUUUUGGAAGAGCCCUCUAUAAGGGUUGGCAACUGUUGCUGGACAUGUUGAUUUUCACUCAGUUAAACACGAGUAUCAAGGUUGAUGCUGUGGUAAAAAAGCCAAGUAUCACUUUCCUUUGGGAUUAAAUAUACACUCAUCAAAGAUAGAUACAGUUUUGACCUUGUCUGUCUGUAAAUUAUCCCAUUUGAUUUUUUUGUCCAGUCUCGCUCUAUCUUUUAACUUCUUUAAGAUGGGUAGAAUGUAAAUAUUAUCCAGUUGACUGUCAGGUAUCACAGUCCAAUUAUCAUGGCCUAGAUCACAACUGAGGUCAAAAGUUUGAGCUUUUGACGCCUGUGUGGACUAUAUCUUCUAAAUUCCACAGUAUAUAUUGAUUAAACUGGUGGAAUGUUCCAUGCCACCCUUGAGUGAACUACACAAUAUUAUAAUACCAGAUUUAUGUAGUGCCCUUUCCAUGAUAAACUCAGUGAUUUGCUUGUUGCUGUAAUAUAGUUAUAUUUAGAAACAUGCAAAAUGAGAAUAGAUUUUGCAAGAACUUGUGACAUACUUCAUGUGCUUUGAAUGUCACCUGACUGGUUUACAUCAGCUGCAAAUUUUAAUGAAAUUCCUGCAGAUGAAAUAUCAUCCUUGCAAAGAGGAGAUAGUCCUGAAUGCCGCCAGGUGUAAGCUGCUUGUUAAAAUUGAAACCUCAGACAAGUGGCUACAUUUAUAAUUGCCGAAAAUGGUUUAAAGGUUUUAGCUCAUUGAAAGUUCCUCAGUAGUUUUGCUGUAACCAAGGCAAUCUGACAAUCAAGACGGUUAAAGUGGCAACUAUACACUCUUCCAGUGGGGAUCUUAAUAAUUGAAGUAGCCAUAAGCUGAAUAUAGUCAUUUGCAUUAGGAAUCUCUGUAUUUUGGUGUCCAUGUGACUAUAUUUUAUAUCCAUUUAGUGUGAAAGAAAUAUUGAAUGAGUUAAUAAAUGUUUACAGUUCUUGGAGUCUGCAGAUAAAAGAAGUUCUAAAUUUAAAACGAUAUACUGUAAAAGCACGUAUUUUUGCUUGGUCAAAAUUUUGCAAAUUUGAAAUUUCGAGUAUGUUCACAAGGUUUAAUAUUCCCGAAAUUGUAAAAAUGGUAUUCUACUUGGAUUUAAAUUAUACUUAUGGUGAAUAUUUACGCGAGGAUUAAUUUUCGUGAGAUGUAGGGCCUGGGGAAUAUAGUGAAAAUUAAACCCUUGUGAAAAUCUCUGCUUUUACAGUAGGCAAUAAAGACAAGCAAGUGGCUUAUAUUCCAAUUUAAUACUAUGAGUUUCGUUUGAUACAUAUCGCUAUAAAAAUAUACAGGAAAAUAUAUACAAGCAUGAUGUCCAGGUCAUAAAACUGAUAAAGGUGGUCAAGCAUUUUAGUGACAUUUUUACUCAUUUUUGAGUUUCCUUGCAUUUCCAUGUUGUAUCUGCUACAAAACAAUAGGUUCAUUAUACACACAAAAUGGCUGUUACAAGCAGCUCUUUCCUUAGUUGGUAAAGUUGUUGAAUAUAGAUCAUUAAGUUAUUACCUCCCUUUAUGCAUUGUAAUAAGAUAUUAAAGAUUACAUAAUA